GAAUCUGACCAGGCCUCCAGAGUGCUGAAGCAGAGCUAGGGAGAAGAGGACAGGGGAAAGAAAGGGUUGGAGAUUGUUAAAAUCGGCACCUAAGCUGGCUCCAGAUUCUUGGUGAAGUCAUCCCUCAGCGACUAGGGAGACUGUUAAGUCAUGAAACUAAUUGUCAUCCUUUUCCUCUCCUCCAGGCUGCUACCAAGUCUGGCCCAGGAAUCCUCAGAGGAAAUUGACUGCAAUGAUGAGGAUGUAUUUAAGGCUGUGGAUGCUGCCUUGAAGAAAUACAAUAAUCAAAAUCAAAGUGGCAACCAGUUUGUAUUGUACCGCGUAACCAAGGUCACCAAGAUGGCUACCCCUGACGCAUUUUAUUCUCUCAAGUAUCAAAUCAAGGAAGGUGAUUGUCCUGUUCAAAGUGGCAAGACGUGGCAGGACUGUGACUACAAUGAAGCUGCAGGAGCUGCCACAGGAGAAUGCACAGCUAUAGUGGGAAAGAGACUGAAUACGAACUUCAGCGUGAAUAAGCAGACCUGCCACAUCACUCCAGCUGAGGGCCCCGUGGUGACAGAACAGUAUCAGUGCGUCGGCUGUGUGCAUCCUAUCUCAAUCCAGAGCCCAGAGCUGAAACCCAUUUUGAGACAUGCCAUUGAGCAUUUUAACAACAACACUAAUCAUCCCUACCUCUUUGCUGUUGGUGAAGUGAAAAAGGCUCAAAGUCAGGUGGUGGCUGGAUGGAACUUUGAGAUUACCUACUCAAUAGUGCAAACUAAUUGCUCCAAGGAGAAUCUUCUGUUCUUAACUCCAGACUGCAAGUCCCUUUUGAAUGGUGAUACCGGUGAAUGUAGAGAUAGUGCAUUUGUGAAUCCUCAGCAAAGGAUUGCUUCCUUCUCACAGCAAUGUGACCUUUAUCCAGCUGAGGAUUUUGUGCCACCACCUAUCAAGAUUUGCCCUGGCUGCCCCACCGACAUACCUGCCAAUAGCCCGGAGCUGGAGGAGGCUCUGAAGCAUUCCAUUGCAAAGUUUAAUGCGGAGAAUAACGAGACUUUCUAUUUCAAGAUUGACUCUGUACAAAAAGCAACAGUACAGGUGGUGGCUGGGCAGAAAUUUUCUAUUUUGUUCAAGGCCAGGGAGACUACAUGUUCCAAGGAAACUAAUCAAGAAUUGACCGAAAGUUGUGAGACCAAGAAAAAUGGACGAAUUCUAUCCUGUGAUGCUGAAGUUUAUGUGAUACCUUGGGCGAAACAAGUUUACCCUACUGUCAAUUGCCAAUCACCAGAAAUGACCACAUUGCUGAGAAGGCCUCCAGGUUUUUCACCUUUCCGAUCAGUACGAGUGGUGGAAACAGGAGAAGGAACAAUUAGGCACCUAAGGCCUUGCGAGUACACAGGCCGACCUCAGAAGGCAGGGGCAGAGCCAGCAUCUGAGAGUGAGGUCUCUUGACCGCGGGGAGAAUCUUCACACCCGGCACCAUAGCCCCAGCACCCUCUGUCAGCAACUCUGACUGGAAGGACAAGAAGAAAGAUGGGAUAGAAUUUAAAUAGCGAAGAAUGGCAUUCUAUCACUCUGUUCCUGGGUGAAAUAAAGUUGAGUCUUGGUGUUCUCACUCCUGGUUAAUUCACAGUGGUCUCCUUUCAGCCACUUCCAGGGCUACAGCUCUCGUGGCCCCAGUAUGAAGCGCUCUCCCUAACCAAGGCAGGAAUCCCUUUCGUGGGGCUUCCCUGCCACCAAGACUUCAUUGUAGAUGGUAAAUCAAGAAUUACUGGGCCAUAUUUCCACCUCUAACCUAAGCAAUUUCUCUCUGCUUUUCCUUCUUCCCCCUUCUCCUGACUCCCAGCCUCAAGUUAAGAGUAAUUUGUUUUUAUUUUUUAAUGGACCAGAUAGAUUACUAAAAAAGGAAAAAAAAAUCUUUGUUACUGUGAUGUCUACCAGCUUCUCAUUAUCAGCAAAUAGCUAUCCAAAAAAAAAAAAAAA
Messenger RNA from Choloepus didactylus (southern two-toed sloth), 1962 nucleotides. RefSeq names its product kininogen 1 (gene KNG1). The coding region runs from base 151 to 1431 and encodes 426 amino acids. Gene Ontology annotation, molecular function: cysteine-type endopeptidase inhibitor activity. Gene Ontology annotation, cellular component: extracellular region; blood microparticle. NCBI's taxonomy places the organism in Eukaryota, Metazoa, Chordata, Mammalia, Pilosa, Megalonychidae. The transcript is spliced from 11 exons. Gene Ontology annotation, biological process: negative regulation of blood coagulation; positive regulation of cytosolic calcium ion concentration; negative regulation of endopeptidase activity. The record is from RefSeq and is a predicted model, not a curated record.